This is a messenger RNA of Racocetra persica, 525 nucleotides long. NCBI's taxonomy places the organism in Eukaryota, Fungi, Glomeromycota, Glomeromycetes, Diversisporales, Gigasporaceae. The record is from the annotation of a GenBank genome assembly.
AUGCUUAGAGAAUCUCAAAAUAGGCAAUAUUUAAUUAAUUUGGCAAAUCAUAAUAAGUGUAUGAGACAAGAUUUAAUUAAACCUGCAGGUCAUUGUUCUGAAUCAGCACUUGAUAAGCAUGCAAAAGAUGUUGCAACAAUGAUUAAAGAAAUAUUUAUUCAAAAUUCUGUGUUUAAAUAUCAUGAAAAAGACUUUAUUUUAUUAAAGUUGUUUGAAUAUACUGUUAACGGCCAGAAUUAUUAUCUUAGCUUUGGAACAGAUAAUAUACAAAAAGAGUGUGAUAUUUUAAAUAUAGUUAAAAUAAUGGAUUCGAAUUAUAUUUCUCGCAAUGCUUAUCGAAGUUUAGCUGCAAUAGAUUAUUACUUACUAUAUAGCUUGAAAAUUGUCAAAGAUGAUGUUGAAGAUGUUGAAGAAGAUAUUGAAGAAGAGCCUGAUAAUAUAGAUUUUAAUAAAGUUUUAAACUCAGUGAAUGUUGAUGGAUAUUAUGAUUGUAAAGGAAUUCUUCGAUAUCUAAUUCCUUAUUUA